Paramecium tetraurelia is the source of this 1581-nucleotide messenger RNA. RefSeq lists its product as uncharacterized. The record is from RefSeq and is a predicted model, not a curated record. Gene Ontology annotation, cellular component: nucleus; cytoplasm. NCBI's taxonomy places the organism in Eukaryota, Ciliophora, Oligohymenophorea, Peniculida, Parameciidae. Gene Ontology annotation, molecular function: ATP binding; protein serine/threonine kinase activity; calcium ion binding. The transcript is spliced from 5 exons. Gene Ontology annotation, biological process: mitotic DNA damage checkpoint signaling; protein phosphorylation.
AUGGGAUCAAUUUGUUAGUCGCAUUCCUGUUCAGUUGAAUACACAUCUCAAUUGAGCACAAGUGUGAACUUUCUCAAACCGAUAAUUGAUUAACAAUUGUAGGAUGAAAUAAUGGAGGAAUCCUUGUCUCCUACUGAUUUUGACAAGGAGUUCACUACCACCAAGUCAAUGCUUCCCAGAUCUCCAGAUGUCAUACCCAAGUCGCCUUUGAAUUCCCCUACACCUAAUGAUUCAGUUGUAAUAUCUAAAUUUCACAUAACAUCUGACGAUUUUGUUAAGUUUAGAUAUCAGAACUACGCUGAUUCUUAUUAGAUAGAAAGAUCCCUCGGUUCUGGCAGUUACGGCGAAGUCUUCAUUGUCAGAAACAAGCAAACUAGUUAAUUGAGAGCCAUGAAACAAAUCAAAAAACAAUAAAGUUCGUUGAGUAAGAAGUGUUUGAGAGAGAUGGAGAUUUUGUCGAAGUUGGAUCAUCCAUUUAUUGUGAAGGCAAUCGAAGUAUUCCAAGAUGACUAGAGUUACAACAUGAUAAUUGAAUUACUCUAAGGAACUGAUCUACAGGAAGAUAUAUAGAAUAAUAAUAAGUUCACUGAGGAAAAGGCAGCCAACAUAGGUUAUCAGUUGUUGUUGGCUCUGAGUUACAUUCACAAUCAAGAUGUAGUCCACAGAGACAUCAAGCCAGAGAACAUUUUGUAUCAAUAUAACAACGGGAACACUCUCAUCAAACUCAUUGAUUUUGGCAUCUCCACUGAAAUCAAAAAGAAUAGGAAACUCAGUUCUCAAUUAGGAUCAAUGUAUUUUAUGGCUCCUGAGAUCUUCAGUAAAGACUAUGGCAAAUAAAUUGACAUUUGGGCUUGUGGAGUUACCUUAUUCUAUUUGGUUCAUAAAAGAUAUCCCUUUAUGGGGAAGACUAAUUCAGAAAUGAAGAAUGCCAUUAAAAGUGGAAAUCUCUAAUUUGAUAAAUCUAUUACGCCUGAAUUAUAGUGUCUGUUGCUCAAGAUGUUGUAGGUUAAUCCCAAUAAAAGAAUCACUGCUCAAUAAGCAUUACAAGAAGAUUGGUUCAUUAAACAUAGAUUUUUAAGUCAAUUCAAUCAACAACUCAUUUUCAAAUUAAUAAAUUAUCAUUCAACAACUCUAUUCGAAGAACUGAUAUUCUCAGUCAUCACCUACUUUUGUCAAAAUUGCGAUGACCAUGGCUAAGCCAUUUAAACCUUCUUAUAUCUAGAUGCCGAUCAAGAUGGCUAAAUUUCGAAAUAAGAAUUCAAGAAGUCCUUAUAUCAACUCAACAUCAACAAUUCCUCUUAGAAAAUCGAUGACCUCUACUCCACUCUUAACAAAUAGUCAGAUGAUACACUCACUUACAAAGAAUUUCUAGCAGCUUCAGUAGCCAGAGAUAAACUAUAAACAAAGAAAUGCCAGAAAUUUUGUUUUUAAUUGAUUGAUUAUGAUCAAGACGGAAAGAUAUCGGAAUCAGAUUUCUGUCAUCUGAUGGGUAAGGACCACUCGAAUCUUUGGCAUCUUCUAAACACCUCGAAUAGUUUAUAUAUAACAGAAGAAGAAUUUUAUAACAUGUUUAAAUGUUGA